Molecule: messenger RNA, 1041 nt
Organism: Scaptodrosophila lebanonensis
Lineage: Eukaryota; Metazoa; Arthropoda; Insecta; Diptera; Drosophilidae
Product: hydroxysteroid dehydrogenase-like protein 2
Exons: 4
Coding region: 112-972 (286 amino acids)
Cellular component (GO): mitochondrion
Source: RefSeq, a predicted model, not a curated record
GUUUGUGUUUUCUGUUGUUUAUGGCUGAUAAGGAUUGGCAGAGGCAAUAUUUUGAUUUGAUCUAUAUGUUGCUCAGUUGAUUGCGAGACCUGUGUGGUAAUAGAAACGGCAAUGAAGAACAACGGUAAGCUUAGGGGUAAAACUUUGUUUAUCACGGGAGCAUCUCGAGGCAUUGGAAAGGCAAUUGCACUGAAGGCAGCCAAGGAUGGUGCCAACAUAGUAAUUGCGGCCAAAACAGCAGAACCACAUCCUAAGUUGCCUGGAACAAUCUAUACAGCAGCAGAGGAGAUUGUAAGGGCUGGUGGGAAAGCGUUGCCAUGCAUCGUGGAUGUGCGCAAUGAACAGCAAAUCCAACAGGCCGUUGAUGCGGCAGUUGCAAAAUUUGGUGGCAUCGAUAUUGUGAUCAACAAUGCCAGCGCUAUAUCAAUUACACCUACGCUUGAUACAGAUAUGAAGCGCUAUGAUUUAAUGCAAAAUAUAAAUACGCGCGGCACUUUCCUGGUAUCGAAGACCUGCUUGCCGUAUCUGUUGAAGAGCGAUAAUCCGCAUAUAUUGAACCUAUCGCCGCCACUCAACAUGAAUCCGAAAUGGUUUGCUAAUCACACAGCCUACACCAUUGCCAAAUAUGGUAUGUCUAUGUGUGUUUUAGGUAUGGCUGAGGAGUUUCGAUCAGAGGGUGUGGCCGUCAAUGCUCUGUGGCCUCGCACCAUAAUUCACACGGCAGCUGUUGAGAUGUUGCAUGGAGACAUUGGAGCUCAAUAUGCACGGAAACCGGAGAUAAUGGCAGAUGCCGCCUAUGCGAUCCUUACUCGCGAUGCAAGAGAUUAUACAGGCAAUUUUUUCAUUGAUGAUGAAAUAUUGCUCGAUGUUGGUGUCAAGGAUUUUGGAAAAUAUGCCUGUGUACCGGAAAAUAUGCAUUUGCUGUUAACCGAUGUAUUUUUGGAUAAUGAGGGGCCAAUGGCAAAGAUAUAAAACAAAAAUUUUUGGUGAUGGGAUAAAAAUAAAUUCAAAAUAAAUCAUAUGUUAUAAAAAGACGUUAAA